ACAGCAGAAAUAAACCGCAGCAUUUAAUGAAAGGUUAAACUGUAUCAAUUAUUAAUAGCAUCAAAAAAGUCUACACGCGACCGACUUAACAUGCUUCGUCUUUAAAUGUACGAAGUAAACAAGGACUUUGAAAUCUCAUUAAUAUCGAUAUCUACUCCGCCUGUUGUUUUGUGAGAGGUGUGAAAAGAUUUACCCUCAUCCAAGAUGCCAGGAAUCAAAAUUCGUGAGGAAGACCGACAGAAAAUUCACUCAAGGUAUUUUUGUGGUUACUGUAAUCUUCUCAUGGUCAAUCCAAUCCAAACCACUUGUGGACACUUGUUUUGUCAAGCUUGUUUUGACAUCCUGCUCGGAGGUCCUGAUCCCAAAUGUUCUAAAGAUCAAGAAAAAUUAAGCAAGAAAAACGCUUUCCCGGACAAUUGCACAAAACGUGAGUUGAAAAGUAUUCGUUUACAUUGUCCCUCUGAACAAUGCAAAUGGUUUGGUGCUUAUGAAGAAUUGGAAGGUCAUUUUGCAGUUUGUGAGCAUGCGCUCAUCAACUGUAUCCACAAGCAAUGUAACAUUCAGUUGCCUCGCUCUCUUCUUGGUGAACAUUUGAAGAAUGAAUGUGAAUAUCGAAAUGUGAAAUGUGAAUAUUGUGGUAAAGAUGUCCCGUAUGCUUCACUUAAGAAGCUCAAAGAAAUAAUGUGUGAGAACUAUCGAGUGGUUUGCAAAUAUUGUUUUCCCUUGAUACCAAGCAAAGAAAUGGAACAUGAUGAAAGUACGAUGGGUGAUGAAGUGCCGACGAAAUGUGAAUUUCAAGCCAUUGUAUGCAACCAUGAUAAAACUUUAAAACGAAAGAAGAUCAGACAACCAGGAGCGGAUCUAGGAUUUUCUAAACAUCAGUCAUGGAAGGCCGGAGGCAUUCCCCACCAUGAAAUCACAAGUGGUGAUGAUGCUAAUGCUAAAGAUGUCGGAAAUUCUCCUGGUGUUGAAAAUACAAAACAAGAAGAGUGGAAAUACAUUGGUGAAUCAACGAAACAUGAAAAAUUGUUUUUAAAAUUGAUUGAAUAUGGACGCAAUUCCAGCGUUCAUGUUAAAGAGGUGGGCAAUGUACGAGUAAUUUUUUCAAAAGAGUUUUGCAUUGGCAAAGGAAGUGGUGCAACCCGUGUUUAUCUUGGACUGGGUAAGGAUGGUUAUGGUAAAGCAGUGAAACGAAUACAUCGAGAUAGCCACAUCCAGCUUGCACAGCAAGAAAAGAAAAUUUUAAAUAAUUUCAACGCAAAGAAAUCGAAAUAUGUUGUGAAUUAUUCCUUCUUAGAAGAAGAUACUGGAACGGAGUACGUCUAUUUAAUAUUAGACUUAUAUGAGGAAUCGUUGGAGAGUUUUGUGAAGUCUUCUUCUUUGAAACAUCUUCAAAAAGCUCUUCCCAAAAUUAUUAGACAAAUUUUAAAUGGAUUAGAGGAUCUUCAUAGUGGCAAAGAACAUAUUCUUCAUCGGGACUUAAAUCCCUCCAAUGUUCUCCGAGACUCACAAGACGACUUUCUUAUAGCUGAUUUUGGCAUUAGUCAAACAUUGAAGAAUGGUUCUACGACACAUGAAAGCAGUCCUAACAAAGGAACGGAGUAUUGGAUUGCUCCUGAAUCAUAUAGAGAAGAUGAAAAUUCCGUUGAUAAAGGAUGGUACAUGAAAGAGUCUGAUGUAUAUAAUGCAGGAAUGGUAGCUUAUUAUGUUGCAACAAAAGGAGAACAUCCUUUUGGAAUUCAACGCUAUAGACUGGACAACAUGCUGAAGGGAGACCCUGUUGGUUUGAAAGAAAUCAAGGAUGAAACGUUAAAAGACUUUUUGUCGUGGAUGUUAAAUCGACAACCCGAAGACAGACCAACAGCUAAAGAGGCGUUAAAACACCCAUUUGUUUUGACGAAUGACGAGAAAUUUGACUUAUUAUGUAAAGCUGGAAAUCUUGAACAGAUUAAGACAAAUGAUUCCAAGUCAAUUGUUGUUCAACAAUUGAAUAGUGAAUCCUCAAAUUGGAAAAGUAAAAUAGACAGAGAUAUUUAUGAUUAUUUUAGAACGAACGUGACGACUGGAGAGAUUUUUAGGUAUGGAUCAUCAUGGACAGAGUGCUUGAGACUUAUUCGAAAUACUCGCGAACAUUGGUACAAUCAACGACGACCUCUACCACAACCAAAACCAUUUUAUAAGAUUGGUGAUUACAAGGCGUAUUUUCUCAAAAAAUUCCCCAAUCUCCCUGUUAGAGUGCAUGCUACUGUGAGGUCCAAUGAAAAAUUGAAAAACCAUCCAGAACUCAAGAACUUUUUAAAUUUCAGUGAAAAGAAACCGCAUCAAAAAUAAACAGUUUUUAAACAGUAAAAACAGUUUGUGAAAAGGCAAGCCUACAGGAAGAAUUUGUAGAUACUGUUGUAAAUUAUAAUUUCCUCAGAUUGGAAAAACAAAUACAUUUUGACGUAUAUCAUUA
This is a messenger RNA of Xenia sp. Carnegie-2017, 2455 nucleotides long. RefSeq names its product serine/threonine-protein kinase/endoribonuclease IRE2-like. Gene Ontology annotation, cellular component: IRE1-TRAF2-ASK1 complex. The transcript is spliced from 10 exons. Gene Ontology annotation, molecular function: zinc ion binding; RNA endonuclease activity; protein serine/threonine kinase activity. Lineage: Eukaryota; Metazoa; Cnidaria; Anthozoa; Malacalcyonacea; Xeniidae. Gene Ontology annotation, biological process: intrinsic apoptotic signaling pathway in response to endoplasmic reticulum stress; protein phosphorylation; mRNA processing. The record is from RefSeq and is a predicted model, not a curated record. Bases 205 to 2331 code for a protein of 708 amino acids.